UCUCUCUCUCUCUCUCUCUCUCUCUCUCUCUCUUUAUAUCUGUUAUGGGUUUAAGAGAUUUAGAGACUUCUCUUCCUCCAGGGUUUAGGUUCUAUCCAAGUGAUGAGGAGUUGGUUUGCCAUUAUCUUUAUAAGAAGGUGGCUAAUGUUAAGAUUUAUGAAGGAACAAUGGUUGAGGUUGAUUUGCAUACUCGUGAGCCUUGGGAGUUGCCAGACGGUGCCAAGCUCAGCGAUAAUGAGUGGUAUUUCUUCAGCUUUCGUGAUCGCAAGUAUGCAACUGGCUCUCGCACGAAUAGGGCAACAAAGUCUGGUUAUUGGAAGGCGACAGGAAAAGAUCGUACAGUAUAUCAUCCGAAGACAAGAGGGAUCGUAGGGAUGAGGAAGACACUAGUUUUUUACAGUGGAAGAGCUCCUAAUGGUGCAAAGACUGGGUGGGUCAUGCAUGAGUUCAGGCUAGAGAAUCCAAACACACCACCUAAGGAGGACUGGGUUCUAUGUAGGGUUUUCCAUAAAAGAAAGGUAGAUAUAGCAACUCGUUCAAGUAUAGAGAACUUGGAGUCCUCUCCUCCACUGGUUGACCAGUCAAUGCCAGAGGGAUACUUCGAGAUGAUGGGGUCAUCAUCAUACUCGACUAAUGUUCCACAUCAAGAGGGCAAUACAUUACUCAAUUUGGAUGCAUUUCAUUGUAAUUUCUUUGAUUUCCCACAUGAGAUGGAUAAUGCAUCCUUGAUGGGCGUGGAGAUGGAGUUGGGGAUGGGCUCUAAAGAUGAUGACUAUGGAUUCCUAUUGGAAGUGGGGCUAGAUUAUGACCAUGGCAUGGGAGCUAAAGGGAUAAAAAACGUUGAAGAUACGAUAUUUGAAGGAUAACUUCUAGCAGCAGAUGUAGGGGGUGCAUUAAUUGAAAAAUAUUAUAGAGGAGAUUAAUUUGUUUGUUUGUGCUUGUGAGUAGUGGUUGUGAAAUUUUAUAGAGUUUGGCUGUGAAAAUUUGUAAAUAAUAUUAAUUAGGAUUUAAAUUAUAUCAA
Asparagus officinalis (garden asparagus) is the source of this 1021-nucleotide messenger RNA. RefSeq names its product NAC domain-containing protein 79-like. Bases 45 to 866 code for a protein of 273 amino acids. Lineage: Eukaryota; Viridiplantae; Streptophyta; Magnoliopsida; Asparagales; Asparagaceae. The record is from RefSeq and is a predicted model, not a curated record. Gene Ontology annotation, molecular function: DNA binding. Gene Ontology annotation, biological process: regulation of DNA-templated transcription. The transcript has 3 exons.